AUGAACAAAUAAUUUUAGAAAUGAUCAAAUUGAUUGGAAAAGCUGCAUAUCAAAAAAUUACAGAUAUUCUCAAAUAUGUUUUAUCUAAACUUAUAAUCGAUAGUAAUUUGGACUCAUCAAAAUCAAUAUUAUAUCUUCGAAUUCCUG
This is a messenger RNA of Racocetra persica, 147 nucleotides long. NCBI's taxonomy places the organism in Eukaryota, Fungi, Glomeromycota, Glomeromycetes, Diversisporales, Gigasporaceae. The record is from the annotation of a GenBank genome assembly.